AUGAAUAAUUUGCUGAAUUGGAUGCUAUUCAGACCAACAACAGGAGUGUGGACACUUUUCCGGUUCAUGAAAAUGAUAUGCAACACCAUAGCACAACAAACAGUGCUGUUUUUACGUGUUUUGGAAGCAAAAACAGGAAAGUGUUUAGCCCCAAAAAUGAGUGGAAACCAGGGAGACGAGAGUCUGCUGCCAAGGGAUGCCAAGAUAAUUUCAGCCAUUCUGAGAUCACUUGGAAUUGAGGAGUGUGAGCCACGUGUGAUUGUGCAGCUGCUUGAAUUCGCAUAUAAAUAUUCUACUGGAGUUAUGCUUGAUGCACAGGGAUAUGCAAGACACUGUGAAAGUGAGACCAUUACGCAGAAAGACAUAAAGUUGGCCAUACAAACAAAAUCAAGUCAGCAGUUUCUGCCUGCUCCGUCCAGGAAUCUGCUUCAGGCCACUGCGGAGAGCAUCAACAAGAAUCCGCUAUCGAUGCCAGACGCCGAGAACUUGAUACGCGUGCCAAAUCUAAAGAGCGGAAUGUACGGAAUGGAGUUCGAACUGGGUGAGGCUGACGAAACUAACAACAAUGAUUAG
This is a messenger RNA of Enterospora canceri, 573 nucleotides long. The record is from the annotation of a GenBank genome assembly. Lineage: Eukaryota; Fungi; Microsporidia; Enterocytozoonidae.